AUGGCACACCAGGAGCCCUUCGAUCUGGCUUUGGCAAUCCUCCGGCGAUUGGAGGAUGCCGAGUCACUAGCCCACAUUAUGGUGGAGCAGGGUGGUGGGCUGAGGUUCUUCACCUGCGAGCAUAUCCGAGCGCAAGCGACCAAGGGCAAAGUUCUCUGCAAGGGCUGCGGCUUCUUCUUCGGGGAGGGCAACCCGAUGCGCACCCACGUGCAGAAUGCCACGGAUACUCGCUGCUUCAGCGUGGAGGCAGCAGAAUACUAUCUCCGCCCCUGCCAAGAUGACAUCGCGGCCGGCGCGCCUGAUGGGAGCCCCGCUGGUGUGGCCAAGACCCCCGCUCCCGAUCCGUGCCUCGAGGCAGCGCAGAGGGGCGACCUCGUCGCGCUUCGGGCACUCGUUGAGGCUGGUAGCGAUGCCACGAAGGCUACAGAUCACCGUGGGAAUGGUGCCCUUCACUGGGCUGCCGGCGGUGGUCAUGUCGAUGUCUGCGAGUACCUGCUGCAUGAGCUCAAGAUGGACCCUCGGAUGCGCACCUCAAAACAUCACGGUCGCACAGCGCUCCACUGGGCGGCACGGAACGGUCACGCGGCAGUGUGUGCAUUGCUGCUGGACGCGGCCGGCGAUGAUUUCGUGGAUGCUGCGACGGACGGUGGUGACACUCCCCUCAUGCUAGCUGCCUGGCAGGGCCAUGUCCCGUGCUGCUCGCUCCUUGUUAGUCGACGGGCGGAUGUGCAUCACACGAACAGCUGGGGCUGCAACGCCAUGCACAAGGCUUCGAGGAUGGAUGGGGCGAGCUCCUCCCUGGAGAUGUUGGAGUACCUGACACACAGCAGAGUGGAUGCGAGCCUCGUCAACUGCAAUGGCCAUAACUCCCUGCACAAGGCGGCACAGUUCGGCUCCGUACCGGCAGCGAGAUUCCUCUUGGAUGCCGGUUUGCGGACCAGAGCGGCCGUCACACCCGAUCGAGACCGCAAUGCGCCAUCUGCACUGGCCUUCGCUGCAGGCUUUCGAGCGCUCGCCGCUGAGCUCCGGCAUAUGGAGGACCUGUUGUGGCUGACUCCCGCACUGUACGUCCCCAUGAAAGAGGCCGAAGACUAUCAGACCGACUGCUCCGUCGCGGACAUUUCCUCCUGCACUGAUGCUGAGCACAGGGGAUGA
Messenger RNA from Symbiodinium sp. CCMP2592, 1155 nucleotides. NCBI's taxonomy places the organism in Eukaryota, Dinophyceae, Suessiales, Symbiodiniaceae. The record is from the annotation of a GenBank genome assembly.